UGGCAACAUUGGUUCCGAUGCUCUGUGAAGCGUAUGACCAGGUCAGCGACUGUUUCAAAACCGAUGGUCCACAAGGUGUUGCCUACGACCAAUAUCCAAAGUUUCAAGACUUUAUGCACUAUAUGUCGAACAUUAUGCAUAAUAAAACGCUUCUAACAGACUUUGUUGGAUCGGUUCCUGAAUUGGAGGAGCUGCUUGAAACUGGUGUGACAGUACUGGACGUUGGAUGCGGCAAAGGAAGAGCUCCAAUGAUAUUAGCACAAAAGUUUCCGCGCAGUUCCUUCUACGGUAUUGACAUCUCUGCCAGCGCCAUCAGUGCGGCCCAGAUCGAGGCUGAAGAAAUGAGCCUAACGAACAUACACUUUCAGGUUCACGACGCAGCGUCCCUGCCGUGCGACUGGACAGACAAGUUUGAGUACGUCACCGCGUUAGACUGCAUCCACGACCAAGCCGAGCCACUGCAGGUGCUUCACGAAAUCCGCCGAGUGUUGAAACCUGGCGGCACCUUCUCCAUGCUAGAAAUAGCAGGAAGCAGCCGCCCUAAUUGCAACAUUGGUAACCCCCGUGCGAUCGAUGGUUAUGUCAUCAGCCUCUUUCAUUGCAUGCCCGUAUCGUUGUAUUUCGAUGGCGGCAAAGGCCUCGGCACAAUGUGGGGGCGUGAAAACGUUUUGCAAGUUCUUGAAGAGUGUGGAUUCAGUGAAAUUAUUGUACGUAAAAGCAGGGACAGCUUUAACUACCACUUUGUCUCAAAAAGUCACAAGUGUCCAGCUCAUUAGACAUAAUUAUCAUAUAUUUUACGCACGCACAUUUACACGUUACAAGCAUUGUUACAUUGAAACUAUACACGCUAAAGCUUAUCCAAUACUUACAUAUCCGAUUUUGUAGAAGUAUCCUCGCACGGCACUUCCUGCCCACAUUGUUCCGCGCCCGAGUUCCGCGAUAGAUGCGCCGACCACUCGUUGCGGAGUCGAGGGGGGGGGGGGUAGCACGUUCUUCCAAACUCUUGUAGAUAGCAGAAGAACUACUUUAUUAUUUAUUUAUAUUUUUUUUACACAAAUUCCCCAAUUUCACAUUAGUUGUAUAUAGAUUAUAUCUGAAAUUCAACGUUAAUGUCAGACUGUGUUAAUCAUUGUUAUGUAUUUCUUUUUCUUGUUUAUUCAUUUAUUUAUUAUGAAUUAUUUGUAUAUUUGUAUAUAUUUUGUUAUUGUUACCAUGCCUAUUUUUGGAUAUUGUGCUUGUUGACCACAUCUUUGUAAUAUUAAUUUUGUACAGUUUUUCUCAAUUGUUUGUCUGAACUGCCAUGAUGUUAGUUUUUUUCUUCUCCUGAAUCGAGUUGACUCCCGAUAUAUUGUAUACGUUGAACUCAGGUGAACUGGUCCAUGCCUGAGCCAUGUGUAUGUGCAACAGAAUACUAUUUCGGCUAUUUGGGUCUACAUUUGCCCAAAAACACAACGAAUUUAGUUCCGGUCAAAUAUUGAUGAUUUCUCGAGAAACUGUUUAGGCAGAAAUUGUCAAAGAAAUAGCCGAGCGUCGAUAUCACACUUUAUCGACGGCUGAUUCCUGGGACCUGGCAGGCAAAUUGUAUCUAAGGAGAUAUUAUUGCUUUCGGAUUAUCAAUUGUCAACAAAUGUGCAAGUAUCAUGCUAUAUAUAAGUGCCAGUGGUUUACGUGAAUUCUGAGUCAGUAUUUAUUUGAUAGUCCACGUGACAGUAUUAUGUAAGCUUUUACUUCAAAGACAUUCCAAUUAAAUAAAUGAACAAUUUACCCUUAGAUAAUUAUUUUCUCUAAAGAAACAACGUUGCAUAUGUAGCGUAUGCAGCUUGGGAGGGGGGAAUUGUUAUUUUCUACCACACCCAAAAUUUUGUUCUGUUUAAUAAAAGUAAACACGAACGUGUACUUUGUUUCUAGACUUUAGUCUUAACAUGUAAGGUUCACAGAAUGUUUAAUAUCACAUACAUCUGUAUUAUAGAUACUAGUUUGAUUCCGUUAUGUAUAAAUACAAACUGCCAUAA
Saccoglossus kowalevskii is the source of this 2012-nucleotide messenger RNA. RefSeq lists its product as uncharacterized. Lineage: Eukaryota; Metazoa; Hemichordata; Enteropneusta; Harrimaniidae. The record is from RefSeq and is a predicted model, not a curated record.